UUUUUUUUGACAAAUUUCUUUGUUCUUGUUCUUUAUGCUGUGAUUAGGAUUAAAAUUGUUUAUGUUUUAAAUAAAAUUAUCUUUUCUACUUUUCUUGAAGUUGAAAGGAAAUUUAAAUGGAAGUGAAACAAGAAUCAAUUAUUAAUUUUCCAAAAGAAGAAUGUGAAAUCAAAGUAGAAAAUAUUGAUGUCCAUGAUGUUGAAGUUUCUUAUUCUGUUAAAACUGAAGUAAAGGAUGAAUUAUUAGAGUCAUGUUCUCCGAAUAAUGAUACACACAGUAAUUUUGAUGAUGCGAAUUCUAUAGACUCACAAACUAAGGCAUUUUAUAUUGAAGACAUCAAGUUAGAAGAGGAGGAUAAGCCGGAUAUAAUUCCUAUUGAAAAUGGUUAUCUCCAAAACGAAAACAAAAUGGAAGUUAUGGAGACACCAACUAGUGAACAUUCAUUUUACGAAAGAAAUUAUGUGAGUCCACAAGCUGAAGAAAAAACAUUGAAUGAAAAUGUGAAAGUUGCGAUUGGACAAACAUCUUACAAGUGCGAAAUUUGUUCUAAGCAGUUUACCCAAGCAAGUAGUUUGAAAACACAUUCGAGAAUACACACUGAAGACAAACUCUACAAAUGUGAAAUUUGUUUGAAGCAAUUUAUUACGGCAGGUAAUUUGAAAGCACAUUUAAGAGUGCACACUGGAGAAACACCUUACAAGUGUGAAAUUUGUUUUAAGCAGUUUAUUACACCAAGUAAGUUGAAAGCACAUUUGAGAGUGCACACUGGGGAAAAACCAUAUAAAUGUGAAAUUUGUUUUAAGCACUUUCGUGAAGCAGGCAAUUUGAAAACACAUUUGAGAGUUCACACUGGAGACAAACCAUACAAAUGUGAAAUUUGUUUGAAGCAAUUUAUUACGGCAUGUAAUUUGAAAACACAUUUGAGAGUUCACAGUGGAGACAAACCCUACAAAUGUGAAAUUUGUUUUAAGCAAUUUAUUACGGCAGGUCAUUUGAAAACUCAUUUCAGAGUGCACACUGGGGAAAAACCUUACAAGUGCGAAGUUUGUUUUAAGCAAUUUUCUGCAACAAAUUCUUUGAAAAUACAUUUGAGAGUGCACACUGGGGAAAAACCUUACAAGUGUAAAAUUUGCUUUAAGCACUUUCGUGAAACAACACAGUUGAAAAAACAUUUGAGUGUGCACACAGUAGUAAAUCUUCACAAGUGUGAAAUUUGUUUUAAGCAAUUUAUUACGGCAGGUCAUUUGAAAACACAUUUCAGAGUGCACACUGGGGAAAAACCUUACAAGUGCGAAGUUUGUUUUAAGCAAUUUUCUGCAAAAAAUUCUUUGAAAAUACAUUUGAGAGUGCACACUGGGGAAAAACCUUACAAGUGUAAAAUUUGCUUUAAGCACUUUCGUGAAACAAGACAGUUGAAAAAACAUUUGAGAGUGCACACUGGAGAAAAUCAUCACAAGUGUGAAAUUUGUUUUAAACAGUUUAUUCGAAUAGAUCAUUUGAAAAGACAUUUGAGAUUUACACACUGGGAAAAACCUUAAAAGUGUAAAGUUUGUUUUAAGCAGUUUAUUACAGCAAGUAACUUGAAAGCACAUAUAAUAUGAUGACUCACACUGGAGAAAAAUCUUACAAGUGUGAAAUUUGUUUUAAGCAGUUUAUUCGAAUACAUCAUUUGAAAAGACAUUUGAGAUUUACACACUGAAAAAAAACCUUAAAAGUGGGAAGUUUGUUUUAAACAGUUUAGUGGAGGAGGUUGUUUGAAAAACCAUUUGAGGUUGAAAAACCUUAUAAGUGUAAUAUUUGUUUUACAGUACCUGGCCAAAUUAUUAGUCCAGGUAAGGAAAAAUUUACUAUAUGUUAUUUCUCUCAUGAUUAUGAAUAUAUUUGAAAAAAAAAAUGAUU
Molecule: messenger RNA, 1899 nt
Organism: Diabrotica virgifera virgifera (western corn rootworm)
Lineage: Eukaryota; Metazoa; Arthropoda; Insecta; Coleoptera; Chrysomelidae
Product: zinc finger protein 664-like
Exons: 2
Coding region: 117-1538 (473 amino acids)
Biological process (GO): regulation of transcription by RNA polymerase II
Molecular function (GO): DNA-binding transcription factor activity; RNA polymerase II cis-regulatory region sequence-specific DNA binding
Source: RefSeq, a predicted model, not a curated record